Molecule: messenger RNA, 6035 nt
Organism: Gallus gallus (chicken)
Lineage: Eukaryota; Metazoa; Chordata; Aves; Galliformes; Phasianidae
Gene: CEP162
Product: centrosomal protein 162
Exons: 29
Coding region: 488-4819 (1443 amino acids)
Biological process (GO): cilium assembly
Cellular component (GO): centriole; axonemal microtubule; centrosome
Source: RefSeq, a predicted model, not a curated record
GGGGCGGGUCACGUGGUGCAUCCCCGGGCGGUCACCUUCGGCGGACGCUACGGUGGCCGGGAGGGUUUCCUUGGCGACAGCGGCCACGCGCGAGCGAUCUGGCGGCCUGGGUCGGGGCUGCCGUUUGUCCGUCGUCCCACAGCCCAACCUCGGGGGCGCCCGUCGGGGCUCGGAGUAGGAGCAGCACUCCGAGCCCUCUCUCUUGGCAGCCGCGGAUCCCAGCAAGGGGCGUUUUGUGUUACGUCACUCCCGAACCUGCUCUUCUAAGGGUAUGACCGCAAAGCGUGAUGGCUGUGUGUGUUUGUCUUUUUGAAAAGCAAGGAUCUAUUUUGUUAGCUUUUCGCGGGGAGUAGCUUUAAGCCAGAGCGUGGGGUGGUCUGGGGAUGGAGAAGGAGUGAAAGCAGGAAGUGGUUCUCACAGUCUCCAGUUUACCACUUUACCAGUACUGAAAGACAGUUGUUUAGAAGGUAACGUCCAGUUGCAGAUUAUGGCUCAUCGGUGCACAAAAGAAGAAUUAGAUGAGCAGUUUGAAGAGUUUCUGAAAGAGUCUCUUUCAGACGAUUCACCUGGAAAUUCAGAAAAGAAGUCCAGAGUCCUUGAGGCAUUGGGACAGCCCAGGAAAAAAGAAACAAAGCAAAAGGAUGCAGUGCCGUGGUGGCUAUGUGAGGAAGAUUUGGACGAUGGUGAUUUCCAAACAAGAUUUGUUAAACUGAGAAAUGAGAAGGAAAGGAUGGAGAGCCAUGAGGAAGUAGUGGAGAAUAGUGAACAAAAGAUUCCUCGUUCAGAUUUCCAGUCUGAAAUCCUUGAAGCCAGAGAAAGCAUUAUCAAGAAGGCUUUGCAGCUUACGGAGGAAACUGAUGAGAAUAUGCAUCCAGAAAAGAUGCAGCUUCAGAAGAGUAAUGGAGUCACUUUCUCAUUAAGUAGAGACAGCCUGGAAACAAAUGAUUCCUUUGUAGCUUCUGGUCCUAAUCAAAGUAAUACAGGAGUUGGAUUGGAUACCUUGGAAGAACAAGAGGAAAAAGAGAUCUUUUUUGCUAAACUUGAACAAGAAGCUUCCUCACCUAUUGAUUAUUCAAGAUUAAAUAAAGAGCUGAAUUCCAGCGAUUCUGUAAUACUGGAACCAUUUGUACGAAAUGAAAGAAGUGAAAAAGAACUGGAAUCCACACCUGAAGAGAAAUGUGGCAGCUACAGUGAAGAUUUUGAAGAAGAAACAGAUGCUAAUCCUGCCUUUAAAAUUGAAGAAAGUCAGGAACCAAACACGGGCAUGCUGGCUAAAGUUGUACUACUUGAUUCACAAGAUUCAACUACAGAACUUCAGAAGGCUGCUGAAACAUCAGGUGUAGCUCCAAGUGAGCAUGAUCUUCCUCAAGAAGUUAGUGGAAUUGAAAUGAAUGAAGCAGGUAUUUCAUAUGGACAGACUACCAGUGGCACUGAAGCCUUACACCAUGCAUAUCACAUUAAUCAGUCUUUGGGAGACACUGAUGAGCAAAAACUUCAUGAUUCUUCAUUGGCCAUCUCAAAAUGCUUAGUGCAAGUGACUUCACAAAAUCAUGAUCUCUAUUCAAAAAACACUUCAACUACUGAGACAGAUUUACCUACUGUGGGAGAACUUAUGAGACCUAUUAAAGGAGAUUCCUAUAAUGCCAGAAGUUUUGAGUUGGAACCUGAAAGUCCUGUGAAGCUGAUAGGCAGCACGGUAAAUGAACUUGUCAAUCUUCUACCUUAUAAAGAGCACCAAAAUAAUUCAGUUUGGGAGACAAACUUACUUGAAAAAUUUAGUGGAGAAGACAGCAUCUUUCUGCAGACAGCUGCAAAUGAAGAUAGCUUUCAGAGGAUGACUGAGAAAGAAAUUCAGACCAGUGAAGUACAACCUGAUGUGCUAAGUGAAAAGAUAAUACAAGACUGUGUGCUUUCACAAGGCAGCAAAACUGAACAGGUUCUGCAGUCCUCUUGCUUGAGGAAUGAAAAAUCAGAAUCAACAACAACUAAACAAAUGUACAAGAAUAUCAGAAGUACAACACCUUUACAUAAAAAGAAGUCUUCAUAUGGUCCUCAUGGGGUGGUUAGAAGUUCUGGAUAUGGGAAAUCCACUUCAUACUCAAAGCAGUCCAUUCCAGCUACUGAUAGGAAAAUACCAAAAGAAACUUUGAGAAAAAACAUUAUGAAAUAUAGAAGUCCUGGAGAUAGAGCAAGAUCUAAAGAAGCCUUAUUUACUACAAGGACAAUAAGAUCUGCAGCAAAUGAACAGACUUCUAAGGAGGGUAUUAACAGAGCUAUGUCUGAUCAAUCAGUUGUUCAUAAUCUUGGACACCCAGUUGUGGAUUCUUGCAGACAGCAUCAUUACGAUUUACCAGUUUCUCCUGUCAAAAGUUGUGAGAGGGAACUGCAUUUGCUAAGACGAGCACAAGUUGCUGAGGAGGACCUGAGCAGUGCACGUGAUGUGAUUCAACAGCUAACCAGCACAGUUUCAGAAAAGGAGAAAGAAAUGGAGACAAAAAUAGCAGAAUUGAAAACACGCUAUGAAAAAGAGCUUUCUCAGCUGGGUCAAGAAAACUAUGUUCUUCAGAGCAAGUUGAGAAGCAUGGAGGAGCUGUCUAAGGAGAAGAGGUGGAUCCAUCAUACAGCAACAGUUCCUGUCCCUGAAGAAAAACUGUCACAAAUACAGAAAGAAAUGGAAGAUCAAGAGGUCAUUAUUCAAGGUUAUCAACAGGAAAAUGAGAGGUUAUACAAACAAAUGAAGGAGCUGCAAAUCCAAAACAAAAAAAAUGAGGAACAAAUGUAUAAGGAGAAUCAGUGUUUAAUGUCUGAAUUAAUAGCCCUAAGAGAAAAGGUAGAAAGGACUAAUAUCCAGUCACAAAUUGUGCAGGAAUCUGAACCAACAAGAAAUCAAAGUUUCACAGAAUUGAUUUCAGAGCUUCGAGCAGCACGGAAGGAAGAAACUAAAUUACAAGAAGAGAUAAGACGGCUUAAACAAGAUAAACAAGCUCUUGAGUUAGACCUGGGGCAAGCAAAGAAAGAGAGAGAUCUAGCAAAAGUCCAGAUUACGUCCACAUCAAGUGAGAAGUCUUAUGAAUUUAAAGUUAUGGAAGAAUCGUACAAACAGGAAAUUCUCCAUUUAAAAAGGCGGCUUCAGUGGUAUGCAGAAAAUCAGGAUCUUCUGGAUAAAGAUGCAGCCCGUCUUAAAGAUGCAAGAGAAGAAAUUGAAAAACUGAAACAAGAGGUCGAGAGGCUCAGAGCUGAAGCUGGAGAUCAUCAGUGUGUGCAACAAAAGAAGCGUUUGAGAGACAGAGCAGCAGAUGCUAAAAGAAUUCAGGACCUUGAACGACAAAUCAAAGAAAUGGAAGGCAUUCUAAAAAGACGUUAUCCAAAUUCUUUGCCUGCUUUGAUUUAUGCUGCUGCUACUGCUGAGAAAGCUGAUGAUCUUUCAGCUAAAGCAAAAACAAUUGAUUUUUUGGAAAGAAGAAUAAAAAAGUUGGAAACAGAACUUGAAGGUAAAGAUGAUGAAGCUAAAACAAGUCUCCGUGCCAUGGAACAACAAUUUCAAAAGAUAAAGAUGCAGUAUGAACAAAGACUUGCAGAGCUUGAGCAACUCCUUGCUUACAAAUGGAAGAGUGAAUCACCAAAACUGAACAGCGAUAAAGCCAAUUCUAUUGAACUUGAACUGCAGCUUCAGAAUCUUAAGACGACCCAUCAGAUUACUGUUGAAAACCUCAAGACAGAAAUUGAAAACCUCAAGAGUCAAAAUUCCCAAUUAAAACUCAGAAGUAAAAAGGAUAAUAAAGACUUACAGUCAACAGAUUGGCAAAUGAAACAAGGUAACACAAAAGAGAAGCUGCUGAAACUAAAUCAAGAACUGAUCACAAAAAAUAGAGAAAUACAAGACCUUACAAAAACUGUAGAGAAACUUCAAAAAGAAAGAAUGGCAAUGUUGUCUGAUAAUAAUUUGAGAAAUAAAACUGAUAAUAAGGAAAACUGUCAAGAGAUCUUGAAAAAGAAUACCAUGGCAACAGAGAAAAGGAAUUCCAGCCACAGCGAACCCUUUAUAGGCAUUUUUAACAAUGACAAAAUGUACCAGCCACAUAACUUUUCUGAUUCUAAUGUCUUGGAAGUUCUGCAAGAAAAUGCACGGUUGAAGGAGGAGCUAGAAAAAUUGUCUCUAGAAAUGAACCAGCAGAGGGUGAAGUCUCAGGCAACACUGGCGUAUUCUGAAAAUAAUAUACGAAGGAUACAGGAAGACACAGCAGAAUAUGUUGCAGCUCUGAAAGCUUCCCAUCAAAGAGAAGUAGAGAAGAUUCUUUCUCAGUACACAAAAGAGCAUUCUGCUUCCAAAGUAGCUGAACUAAAUGGCAGAAUUUCAACACAAGAGAUUUUAAUAAAACAUUUGCAAGAACAAAUCAGUGAACACCAGAGACAUCAGGAAGCCCUCCUGGUUUCACAAAUGCGAGAGGAAUUCCUGCAGAAAGAGGUGGCAAAAUUGUUGGAAGAACUGAGAGAGGCUAAGGAAAGCCAGAGUCCUGAAAUGAAACAUUUCUUGUGCCUGGAAAAGAAAAUCAAGCAUAUUGAGACGCGACAUGCAGUAAGAGAACAGGAGCUUCAAAAGGCAACACAACUAACACAGCACAUUACUGAAGGAAGGCAAAGCCGUGAAGCUGAGAGGUGGCGUAAGCUUGCACAGCAGAAAAAUGAAGAGCUGGAGAGAUUUCGAGUGGAAUUGGAUUCAAUACUGGAUGUUUUACGGGAACUGCAGAAACAAGGGGUUGUAAUUCCAGCACCUAACUCCAAUGGAUUCAGUGUGACAGACAACUGUUGGAAGACGUGAUUAGAUAUGAGUGGUUUCACAGGAGGAGAAGUUGAAUGUUUCAGUUUAUGGAUAGGAAAUAUUAUUGAAAAUCAUCAGUGAAGUGCUUAUAAGUUGAAUUACAUUCUGAUCUGAAAUCUUACUUGUCCAAAAGUAGAGCAUUAAGCUACACCCCAGUUAAACUGUCUUAUUUUGUUAGUGAUAUAAUUCAUACUUUCUUCAAUUUUAGGAACACCGAGGUUAUUCUGUAAACUCAGUUACCCUUCCAGGUGAUGCUUUUCAGAUCCUGUAGAACAUGCCUGAACAUUUUUAACUGUUGUUCAUGGUUUGUGUUACAUCAGGUCCUUUUUGAACAACUUCAAUAAUACGUUUGGUUAUAUACUUAGUGUAUGGUGUUAUCAAUACUAUCCAUGCAGUAGGGUGUGAGAUCCUCUUUGUUCUGUUUGUCAGCUAGUAAGAUUUUUGAACAAUAAAAUCAGUAAAUUAUGAGUUUGACAUCUCAGCACUGCAAGUCCUUAGAAUGACAUAGCACAUGUACUGAGAUUUUAGCUCAACCAAUUAUACUUAUUUAGGGCAAAGACAAACUAAAGGCCAGGAUGUGCUCCUGAGCUCCUAUCCUGUAAUUCUGUGCAUUCUAUGCUGUAUUUUGUAUCAUUGGUUUCAUUUUAUGAAACUAAGAUUUAAGUCAAAAGUGAAAUUGUUCAGGUUUGUAUGUAUUUAUGUCACACUUUGUUAUGUACCAGCAGUAAACCCCAUGCAUUUUGACUUAGAGAAGCAUGUGUGCGAGUGUGCAGAAAGCACAAAUAGUACCAAUUAUACCAGGUAGGCACAGGCAGUAAUUAACAGUGCAAGAUUUCUUUGACUGCACACAUUCAAAUUAUGUAUGUCUAUAUGCAUGUGUGUGUGUAUAUAUAUGUGUGUGUAUAUAUAUAUAUAUAUGGUGGUAAAGUAUUAAUAUACUAAUUCUGGGUGAGAAUAAUUAUAGAUGUUUUCUCCUCAGACGAUGAAGUAUUUGCCCAGGCUUGUCCAUUGCUCAGGAAUGACCAAACAAUGGAGCACUAUUAACCCCAUCUGGGGUAUGGGCCGCAGUGCUGUGCCUGCUCAAGUUAUGGCAAAUAGUUCUAUGCCAUCAAACCAGGCUUUUGCAUUAGUUUUGCAAAAAGGUCAGAUAUCCCAGUUUUUAUGGUUCUGUUGCUCUCUUGUUUUAUGUUUUAAUAAAAAACAUUAAAAAUUAAAA